Clunio marinus is the source of this 489-nucleotide messenger RNA. NCBI's taxonomy places the organism in Eukaryota, Metazoa, Arthropoda, Insecta, Diptera, Chironomidae. The record is from the annotation of a GenBank genome assembly.
AUGCAACUAUAUUCACAGAAUCUAUCGCCAGUUGUUGAUGUCACAGAGGCAUUGAAGCGUAGAGAUUACAGGUGUUAUUUGACACUGAACGCCUUAUUUAGAGCUGAUGUAAACACUUGUUCAGAAAUCGAGAACAAUACCGAGAAAAGAACAAAAAAACAAACGACAAAACGAAGAUUGAUGUUGAACGGCUCAAUUGAAGAGGACAAAUUGUGGUUGAAAAGGGCUUCUGGUUUUAGGAAAAGAGAAAUUAAAAGAAGUGCUCUACGAAUAAGUUGCAGACUUGCAGCAACUUCAAAAUUAAGUACUUUCUAUAAAAAUCAAUCAAGUUUGAAUAAAACUUCUGAUGAUAACUAUCAAAGUAACUAUUAUCAAUUUGAAUGGAGCAAUAACAAGUUUGAUUUUAAAAUCGUUUCAAGUCAUAAAUUGAGAUUGAAUUCAGAAGUUGAAAAGUAUUUGGAAACAACUCAUUGGAUGGGAUCAACUUAA